ACUGUGACGGUGCACCAUCUGUAUCUGACGGGACUGUGAGCUUAACCUCUACAACUACCACUUUUGGAUCAACUGCAAGUGUCAACUGUGACUCUGGAUAUGAUUCAAGUGCAGAUACAAUAACGUGCCAAGCAAGUGGAGUUUGGCAGACACCAACCUGUACCAUCAAAGACUGUAUGAUUCCACGAUCAUUUCCACAUGGAGACUCUGACACUUCAAAUGGAACAACUUUCGGAUCUAUUGCCAGCAUUCGAUGCGAACCUGGAUAUACGCUUCAAGGUGAUCAGUUUACAGAAUUAUGCCGUAAUCUCACGUAUCCUCAGAAUGGUUAUAUUGACACUAGUCAGAAGUCCGUUGCAGUGUAUUCUUGCAUCACCGGAUAUGAAGUUAACGGAUCCAGUACAUUAAUUUGUACUAUUGACGGACAUUGGGACAAAGCUAUUCCGACAUGCACCAUUAAGGACUGUGGUGUUUUACAAGAUCCAGCAAAUGGACAAGUCACUUAUGCCAGAAAUAUGACCUCUUACGGAUCAAAUGCUACAUAUUCAUGCCAAUCUGGAUACGACAUUAGUGGUCCUAAUAUCAUAUAUUGUAAUGCGUCAGGACAUUGGAGCGACAAUACAACGUAUUGUCAGAUAAAAGAUUGUAAAAACUUGACAGACCCGCCAAAUGGAAAAGCCGACAUGUCGAACGGCACAACAUAUAAGUCAGUAGGAACAUAUAGCUGUAACACCGGUUACACGCUACGUGGCGAAAACAGAACUAUAUGCACACAGACAGGAAAGUGGAGCAUUCAUAGAGUGAACUGCAUUAUUAAUGGUACUAUGCAAGCUUAA
Molecule: messenger RNA, 836 nt
Organism: Mercenaria mercenaria
Lineage: Eukaryota; Metazoa; Mollusca; Bivalvia; Venerida; Veneridae
Product: P-selectin-like
Exons: 5
Source: RefSeq, a predicted model, not a curated record